This is a messenger RNA of Vespula pensylvanica (western yellowjacket), 1200 nucleotides long. RefSeq names its product phospholipase A2 isozymes PA3A/PA3B/PA5-like. The coding region runs from base 411 to 1100 and encodes 229 amino acids. The record is from RefSeq and is a predicted model, not a curated record. Gene Ontology annotation, biological process: arachidonate secretion; phospholipid metabolic process. The transcript has 4 exons. Lineage: Eukaryota; Metazoa; Arthropoda; Insecta; Hymenoptera; Vespidae.
UCCUCUUUCUCUCUCUCUCUCUCUUCCUGUUUCAUAAGAGUUAGAAAAUAAUUUGUUUACAAAAAAAAUGAUAUAUAAUCUUUAUCAGUCGAUUACAUUGACUUGAAAUGUCAAAUCACGCCUAUUUGCAAUGUUAUAGAUACUUAUAAACAUUCGUCACGUGAUUAAACUCCCCUAAUACGUGCGAUAUGUGCUGUUCACGAAUAUUAGUAUCCUGACGUUCGAACGUACGGAUCAGUCCGUUAGCAACCGUUGAAGAGUGACUAACAGAAAUUUUUCGUGCUCUUACGGAAGAAAAAAAAUUUCGAAGUGGACAACAAUUAUUGAAGUCAACGUGAGUCGUAGAAAAAAGAAAGGAAGAUCGAACAUUUCUCACCUGAUAUUGAUAGAGUUGUCAAGAAAACUUUAAUAUGCUGACUGCUUUAUUCUGCAUUUUGUCGAUCCUAUGGAUCCAGAAGACAAUGGCAAGCGUGCUUGUUGCUGAUACAACAAUGUCCAGAAUGGUAGAAUUAAAUGCCGGCGAACCAAUAUGUUCUCUUUACAAUGAUCGCGGUGUGAUCCAGAAAAUGAUAUUUGGCGCAGAUCCGAAGAAAGUUCGACAAAUGCCGAGCAAUCUUGUUGCCGAUCUCGAAGAGACUUGUUUGGCUUCGAAAGAAAACAAUCGAACACCAGGAGGUGGAUUGAUAUAUCCUGGAACAAAAUGGUGCGGACCGGGAAACGUGGCAGCUUCUUAUAACGAUUUAGGUCAUCAUGCGGCAGAAGAUGCAUGUUGUAGAGAACACGAUCAUUGUCCAAUAGCGAUAUCAUCUCAACAAUGUAUACAUGGUAUAUGUAAUAAUUCACCUUUCACACGUUCGCAUUGCGACUGUGACGCCAAAUUUCGAAGAUGUUUGCAAAAUCUUAAUACUGAGGUUGCCAACACUAUCGGUGCUCUUUUUUUCAAUGUUAUACAAGUGACUUGUUUCAAAGAGAGACGACCGUGCUCAGAAUGGCAAAGGAAUGGUUAUGCCGAAGCGGUGUCAAAUAGAUUAUGCUCACAGUACAAGUUCCGACCAAGUGAAAAAUACGUGCCAUUAAUGCCAUUGAAUAUGAAUAUAUGAAUUCGGAAACAGCGAAAGGACAACCCGGGUGGUGGUUAAAAAAAAAAAAAGAAAGAAGAAAGAUGAUAGAUCGCUAGAAUUAAUGACCACGACGGGAAAC